Messenger RNA from Hevea brasiliensis (rubber tree), 1283 nucleotides. RefSeq names its product dolichol-phosphate mannose synthase subunit 3. Gene Ontology annotation, cellular component: dolichol-phosphate-mannose synthase complex; endoplasmic reticulum membrane. Bases 585 to 899 code for a protein of 104 amino acids. Gene Ontology annotation, biological process: GPI anchor biosynthetic process. The transcript is spliced from 3 exons. NCBI's taxonomy places the organism in Eukaryota, Viridiplantae, Streptophyta, Magnoliopsida, Malpighiales, Euphorbiaceae. The record is from RefSeq and is a predicted model, not a curated record.
UAUGUGCGAUCAAAUCGAUAUCCGAAAAACCCACGCGUUUCAAUUCUUUUGUCAGCCUCUGCCCUGUAUCAGAAAGCUUGUCGGACAUAGGUGCGAAACAGUUGCCUCAUUAUCGAAUUGGAAUCCUUGAAGAUCAGAGAAGACAUAGCAUUGAAGCCCCGUCCCAAUUCUUCUCCCUAUCAGAGCCCAAGAAGUGCUUCAAGAUCACGUUUGAUCUCCCAACGUACCUUUUACAAAUCUUGUAUGUGGUAUCAAUUUUUCUUUUUCUUUUAUUGUUUUUCCUACCCUUUUGGUAAUUUUCUUUUGUAAAGAUCGAUGAAUGUUUAGGGUUAGUAUCCUCCUUUUUUGAGCUUAUUAGAUGCGAGAGUUGAAAGCGCAUUGCUUGAUUUGGCAGCAAUUUAUUCUCAUAGAAGCAAUCCAAUUAAGCACUAAACUUUUAAGAGCAUUGUGCGGCAAAAAGAUUGAUUCUUGUUGUAAUCCCACAAGGAAAAAAGACAUUUACUUAGAGAAUUUGAAGUCUAAAAUAACUAUCAUUAUUCAUCUUUGAUUUUAACUGAUUACUCAAUAAGGUGCUUCCUUUAAAAAUGAUCAGGACAAAGCAGUAUUUUUCUCAUCUUAUUACUUGCCCGAUGAGGCAUGUUAUUAAGAUUAUAACCAUUCUAGUGGCUAUUUCUGCCAUUUGGAUUGGCCUCUUGCAAACAGCUGUCAUUCCUAAUAGCCAUACUUGGUUGCUACCCAUCUAUUUGGUUGUAUUGCUGGGAUGCUAUGGUUUAUUAAUGGUUGGAGUUGGCUUAAUGCGAUUUCCAACUUGUCCCCAAGAAGCAAUGCUAUUGCAGCAGGACAUCAUCGAGGCCAAAGAAUUUCUUAAGCAAAAAGGGGUUGAUUUUGGUUCAGAUUGAUGAGUUUUCAUAAUUUCAUGUUGAGACAGUCAAUGGCAAAGCAUCGGGAAGCUUUGAGCAGUGUGCCAGUAGGUGCAUUGGAAUGCCAACUUUUCUUGUCUAAUCAAAAUUUUGCCAAUGAGUUGCAAUAGAAAGCUAAUUAAAUUUGGCAAAACACAUUUUUUUAGUCCUUGAUAUUUUUUAUCGGGUCUCCAUAAUUUGAUUGUCAUAUCGGCCCCAAACAUUUUUUUUUUAACGUUGCAUCUAUUUUAAUGGAUUUAAUUAAAAAAUUAUUAGAGUGAUUUUCCAUGACAUUGUUGGUACUUUUAGAUAAGAACUUGAAUGUCAUGUAACUUCAUACAGUGACAAGAGUUUUUCAAGUAAAUAUCACCUAGAUUCUAGUCA